UAUGACAUGCGAUAUUUGAUGCUUAACGUCAAUGAAUCGUGAAAGUCAUAUAUAUUUCGUUACGCGAAAACCAGUCGCAAUGGACGUUAAAUAUAUUUUAAUUUAUUUUAGAGUAAUUUGCUUUAUAUAUUGAUAUUUUAGAUGAAUAUUCGUGGAAAUUAACAUUUUUUACCCUCUUAUUUGAUAGGAUGAGUACGUUAAGUAGCAUAUUUUCAUUGUUGUCAAAUAGACUAAUGAAUUAAUGAUCGAUGGUCACUACACUAUCGAUAAAUAUUGAAGUAUGAUUGAUAAUGAAAAUUGGUUUCGCGAAAGCAUUUUGUAACCAUGGGCCACAACAAAAUAAACUUCAAAUUCCAACUGACUUUUAUUUGUUACAACUAGACUAGAAAGGCGACAAGUUUGACAUUUACAGCAUAAUCGUCAAUCAUCACACUCAAAGAAUAUAUUACUCCAAGAAUUACACAUUAUCUAUGUAUCUAAGCACAUCACACUCAGAUUCAAUUAAUCUGGAUUCUGGAUCUCCAAAGAGUAUUUGGGUAUGUAAGGGAUCUGUGGAUCAUAUUAAAUCUCAACUCAAAUCUGUCUGUCUGUGUGUGUGUGCACUUUCAUCACUUGACGUUUGUGGUGAUAAACGAAUCUGUGCGUGUGAUUGUUAUUGAUAAUUGGUAAUUGGAAAUUGGAAAUGGAAAGUCCUUUGAUACCUACGGUCACCUGACACGUAUUUUGUGAUUCGGUACGCAUUAAAUUUUUCAGUGUACAUGUACACAGAGGUGAUGAAAGUUGUGAAAACUGAGGACAGUCUUGAGUCUUUGGAUGUUGAUAAAAACAUGGAAGUGAAAAAAGAAUAUGAUCAACUAGUUGCAUCUCACGGACAGCUCUCAGCACCUGAGGAGAGCAAGACUGAGUUGGAAUCAAAGCUACUGGAUGAAGCUCUCCGGGAAGCUCUCCGAAGGUCACAAACUUCAAGCUCCACAGACGGUAUGCCAGGAACACAUGAUCAGUUGAAGCAUGAAAAUACGACAUUCGGGUGUACUCUUUGUCUUGAAGACUUUCCCUGUGAAGAGGAGUACAAUGCUCAUAUGGACAUGCAUUUUCAGAUCAGUGAUGCUGACACUUCAUGUGUGACGUCACAAGUGUGUGAGGCUGGUGCAGCUGUGAGCUCGGGCUGGCACUCGGGACUCAUUGAGCUCAAGCAUGCAGUUCAGAGCCUGGAUGACUGUCACCCGAGCACAGACUUGGCUUCACCUUCAGUCCCUAAAUCUUCCGCGCAUCUGGCAACCAAAGAAAUUAAGACAAUGAAGGAAAAUAAUCAAUUACAUGACCAAUCGUCUGACAGCAACAUUAAAAGCAAGAAAGAUAUUAAAAUAUUUAAAAAUUGUGUAGUGCAACUAUGUGAUAUAUUAAAGUCAAGAAAGUUUGUCAAUUCUCGCAACAGACUUGUGGAUACUGCCUCUACUGAGUCUCAUUGUCAGACAAGUGCGAAUGACGUCAUCACGACACAAAACAAACGCAUUAAUAUAUCAAACACUUUGAAAAGUGAAACUGAUUGCUUGAAUAUACAAUUUAACUCAGGGGUACUGGGUACAAAUACUAUAAAGAAAUGGUUUUCUUGUGACAUUUGCAAAGUUGUGUUUAAACAAAAAAAGCUCUUGCGUGAACACAAAAAAUCUCACGCUGAAAAGGCAACGUUCACUUGCAAACUUUGCCAAUACAAAUCAGCAUACAAAGUUCCCUGCUUGGCCGCGCCACUUGCAACCAAAGAAGACUUGCCUGACAAGACUUAUAACAAUAAGUUAGAUAUUAAACUGUUCGCACACUGCGUCGUCAAAUUAUAUGAUGUAUUAAGAAAACCUGACAAAUUGAGAACUUCUACAAAAUCUCAUUGUGAGACAAGUGCUAGUGACGUCACUGGCGCACAAAAAAAACUUAUGAAAUCAUACACUUCGCAAUGUGAAACUCAUCGCUUGUGCAAUGACAAUAAAUUACAAUUUAGCAAAUCAGCAGUAAACAGUUUACACGCACGAAAUGCGAAGCGUUUUACUUGUGAUGUAUGCAGAACAACGUUUAAACAAAAUAAAUUCUUAGUUCAACACAUAAAAACUCACACUGAGAGAAAAAUGUUUACUUGCGAACUUUGUCAAUACCAAUCUGUGUUUAAAGGUAACGUAUCGAGACAUAUGCAGACUCAUAGCCGUAAAAAGCCUUAUUCUUGUGAAAUAUGCGAGUAUAAAAGUGCUAGAAAUUGCCACUUACAGCAACAUAUGCGAACUCACACUGGUGAAAGGCCUUACUCUUGUGAUAUAUGCGGGCAUGCUAGUGCUCAUAAAUAUCGUCUAGUGAUCCAUAUGCGCUCUCACACUGGUGAAAAGCGAUAUUCUUGUAAUUUAUGUCAGUUCAAAAGUAACCGCAAAUUUAAUCUAGUGCAACAUAUGCGAACUCACACUGGUGAAAAGCCUUUUUCAUGUAACUUUUGCAAGUACGCAAGUGUCCGAAGUAGUCACUUAGUGCAACAUAUGCGUACUCACACUGGUGAAAGGCGGUUGUAACUUUUGUGAGUAUACCGGUGUAAGUAGCAGUAACUUAGCGAGUCAUAUCCGACUUCACACGAAUGAAAAAUCAAAGAGUCAUAAGAAAUGAAACGCUACUUCUUUGAGACGUAAAUGACAUCUCAUGUGUUGCCUGUUCUUUAACCCCCGACGUAAAAAGAGGGUAGUUAUAAGUUUGACGUGUCUGUCUGUCUGUCAGUCUGUCUGGCACCAUAGGUGCCACAGACAAUUACGGAUUCAAUUUUUUUUUUUAUGAAAGCGGUUUUAAUUUUUUUUUUAUGAACGGUGACGGGUGAGUGUUCUUAGAUAUGUUUGAUAAACAUCGGUUGAGCCGUUUAAAAGUUGUGGGGGGUGAAAUUGGGGAAGAACAACCGAAUGUCUGCAAAUAUACUCGAGUGGGGUCUCAAAUGAAAGCGCAAUAUUGAUGACUUGAUCGAGAGUGUAAUUAAUAAUUUCAUGACCUUCGGAGGUUUUUCAAAAUUUUCAAUUUUUUAUUAUGACUAGUGAAUAUGACGUGACGCAAUCGAUACUUAUUUAUUUAUUUCAUUUGGCAUUCAUGCAUGGAGUAGGACGUCCCGUGGGUCGUUUUUAACGGCCUAAAGUGGGAUGCUUUGGUCCUAGCUAGUUACCACCCUACCGGCAAAGACGUAUCGCCAAGCGAUUUAGCGUUCCGGUACGAUGCCGUGUAGAAACCGAAAGGGGUGUGGAUUUUCUUCCUCCUCCUAACAAGUUAGUCCACUUCCAUCUUAGAUUGCAUCAUCACUUACCAACAGGUGAGAUUGUAGUCAAGGGCUAACUUGUACAGAAUAAAAAAGAAAAAAAAAUCGUCAUUGAUGGAAGAUCUUCCUGGCUUAACGCAGAUCUACAGCGGGGUUUUAUAUUUGCUAGAAUAGAUUACUUACCGAUAAAUAUUUUAAUAUUUAACGCUAAUUUGUAUAUUCUUUUUAAUAUAUCUAAUUGGUCAUUUAGUUAUUGUAUUUCUUGUAUCAAUUAUUUUUUUAUAUUUAAUAUAAAAAAAUAACAACAUACUAAACAACAACAACAUACGUGAAUAAUGGUAAUAAAAAACUAAAAAUUACAAGUUUUAAUUUAUUUAAUUAUAAUAAAUAGUCCACUAAUUUUUCAAUUACAAAUGUACCUUGAAAUCUGAAGGAAUUUGCAUACAAACGUU
This is a messenger RNA of Bicyclus anynana (squinting bush brown), 3717 nucleotides long. RefSeq names its product zinc finger protein 37. Gene Ontology annotation, biological process: regulation of transcription by RNA polymerase II. The record is from RefSeq and is a predicted model, not a curated record. The transcript has 6 exons. Lineage: Eukaryota; Metazoa; Arthropoda; Insecta; Lepidoptera; Nymphalidae. Gene Ontology annotation, molecular function: DNA-binding transcription factor activity, RNA polymerase II-specific; RNA polymerase II cis-regulatory region sequence-specific DNA binding. Bases 759 to 2546 code for a protein of 595 amino acids.